Molecule: messenger RNA, 1903 nt
Organism: Caretta caretta (loggerhead turtle)
Lineage: Eukaryota; Metazoa; Chordata; Testudines; Cheloniidae
Gene: EVA1A
Product: eva-1 homolog A, regulator of programmed cell death
Molecular function (GO): carbohydrate binding
Source: RefSeq, a predicted model, not a curated record
AUGUGAACACGAACACUCUCUCUCUCACUCACACACACACACACACUGGACUCACUCCUCUUGGAAGGAUGUGAGGAGGCAAAGACAACACACCUCAUGCUCUCUCCUGUCACGCUGCAUUCCAGCCUUCUGCUGUCCUGCUGGGCUCAGCUUUCUGCCUGCUACUGAUGUGGAAGUUCCCAAGAAGCUUCUGCAUGAAACCCAGCCAAAACCAACCAGCUACCAAGGACUUCAGCAACCACAUUUUCCACAGCAGCCAAGGGUGUAUGAUCCUAAUGUUAUAGGGGACGGCGUAUUCUUUCCUGAAGCCUCGCCGGCCAUUCUAGAGCGCGUUCUGCCAGAGAAGAAGAAAGGGAGGUCGGCUGCCUUUUACCCGCUAGACAACAGCCCCUUGCUGUUUCCAGUGGAUGAGACACAGCGGCCAGUGGAUAACAGCAGCAUGGAGCCCGUGGGCGUUAGCACAGAGAUGGCCUUGCUCAGCAACAUCCUAGCAGCGUAUUCCUUUAUCACAGAAAAUCCUGAGCGUGCCGCUCUGUAUUUCGUCUCUGGAGUAUGCAUCGGACUCAUUUUGACCCUGCUGGCCUUGGUGCUGAAGGUGUCCUGCCGAACUGACUGCAAACGAUCCCCGGGGAAAAAGCCGCCUCAGGAACCGGAGAGUGACAGCGAGAGCAGUGACAGCGAGGACGAUUCGGACACCACUUCAGACCUGUCAGCCCGCAGGCACCGCAGGUUCGAAAGGACUUUGAACAUGAAUGUCUUCACCUCGGCCGAGGAGCUGGAGAGGGCUCAGAGGCUGGAAGAGCGGGAGCGCAUCAUCCGGGAGAUUUGGAUGAAUGGGCAGCCGGACAUACCGGGGACCAGAAGCCUGAACCGCUACUACUAAGUGUUGGGAAAUCCCACAGUCCGGUACUGCAGCCUUGGUCUUCCUGGGCCUGCUAAAGAGAGAGAGGAAAGGAGUGUGACAUUGGUGUCUCCCCUUUUCCUUUCAGAAGGGCUAACUGGAGCAGUGUGGAUGGACAGCAAUAAAGCUUUCACCUUCCCCUUUUCCCUGACAUAUUGCUACCGACACUAGGAAAUCACCCCCCAGGAUUUUCUCUCUGGAAUCAGUCUGGUCACAGCAGAGGUGGAUGCCAGCUUCUCCUCUUGGUGUAGUUCAGCAGUGGGUGGGAGGCACACUACGGUACAAAUGCUGCUCUCAUGCUUGCCAGGGAAACCAUCAGUGUUCUGCUUUCCCCAAAGAUUUCAGGAGAAUCGAAAGCAAACUGAGACUCUGGGUCCGCUAAAGGAAAGAUAACAUGGGGAGGGAGGCACAAGUGCAUGAUGAGUGACUGUCUUGUGACUUUGGAAGCCAUGAGAUUAAUCUAGUUAAAAAAAGUGACUUUAUAAGAUGUGGGGAUUCUUAUGCCAUGAAAUCGUCUUGGUGCUUGGACGUUCAACAGUGUGUCCUGUUAUUUAAGAUGGUGUUUUAAUCUUGCUUUUCAGUGGCAGCAUUUUUUUACUGACACCUCAGGGAUAAAAUCCUUUUUUUUUUUAGUAUGUUUCCCCAUCUCCUUACUCACAAACCAACCUGCUCCCAACAAUGAAAUUAUGGUAUUAUAGGAGAUGUGUCAGUGAUGGGUGAAAUGUUAAACAGCCUCAAAGAGGUUGAAAGGGGGUUUGUUUGUUUUGAGUUGAGAUAUCUAGAUAUAUAUUUGAAGAGGCUGCACAGCAAUGUGCCUUAUUCUUUUCUGUUGUUAAACUACAGGUUUCCAUGGAUAGUGAUGCACAAUGUUUUAUAUAUUUUAUUAAAAAAAUAAAAGAAAAGGUUUGUAUUUACCAGAGGAAAAUGGGGGGAUGGAAUGGGCCAAAUAUGCCAGCAGGAUGGGAAAUAAAUGCAAAAUAAACUCUGCUUUGUUUAUAUCUA